CGGAUGGGUACAGGACCUUGAAAUGCACCGUGUAGAACGAAAGACCAUCGUACAAACAAAGUUUCCCAGCAUGCCUCAGCUUUGGAGCUGUAUGAGGGAGAGUCGCUUGUCCUGCCCUGUGAAUUUCCCACUUUUGAACUGGACAGCCCCACAGUGGUGUGGAGUCGCUCCGACCUCAGUCCUUCAACCGUCCACCAGCGUCAGCUUCAAGGAGACGAACUGAAAGAUCAAAACCAGCGUUACAGCGGCCGAACAUCCAUGAAGACUGACGCUCUGGAAACUGGAGACCUCAGCCUGAACCUGACUGACCUCCAACUGUCUGACAGCGCCACCUACACCUGCUCCGUCAAAGACAAGAUGAUAGGACAAAGGAGAGUGACAGAUGUACAGCUGGAGGUCAAAGAAUGGUUUCCAUCCUGGGCCAAAGCUCUGCUGGUUCUCCUGGUUCUUCUUGUGGUUUCUGGAGGUCUUUUAUGUCAUUACCGACAGUAUUUCAUGUCAGUUUACAAGGUGGAGGUGGAUUCAGGGGUGGAGUCUGUCCAGCUUAUCUGCAAAACCACAGUUUGCCUGCCUAAAGAUGCUAAAGUGGAGUGGAAGGACAAAAACAACAGGAAGGUCCACGUGUAUGAGAACGGCUCUGACCAGCCUGAAGAACAGAACCAGGAUUAUAAAGGCCUAACAAAGAUGAAGAGAAAUUUACCUGGAGACCUCAGUCUGACCCUGAAAAACCCCACAGAAGAAGACACCUACACCUGCACCGCAAGGCCUCCACCUUUACCAGAAGACCUGGGAGAGUUGAAAAACAACAGCCUGGCGGAAGAAGCUCAGAAAAAGCCACAGUCUCACCAGCAUGAAGCCAGAGGAGCCGAUGACCCAACACCCGGAGCAGGAGCAACCAGCGACGUACUAGGAGAAUCACGCAGGAGAGGAGCAGGCAUCAGGCACGGGCCAGAGGUGGAAGAGAGUCGCUCACCUGGGCAGAACGCCACCGCCGUAAAGUUGACCCAGACAGUAAAGCUAGUUCCCGGCUACGAGCCUGACAUGGAACCCAAAGUAGUGGUAGAGGUUUCCUUACCACGGUUCAGAGCUGCAGACCUGCCCAAGCGGCCCUUCAAUGAGAUGACGGUGCCAGAAGUCGCCCGCGGCUCAUAUGAGUUUGAGAUCCCUGGUCUAGAGGCACUAUAG
Molecule: messenger RNA, 1185 nt
Organism: Oreochromis aureus
Lineage: Eukaryota; Metazoa; Chordata; Actinopteri; Cichliformes; Cichlidae
Exons: 8
Coding region: 259-1185 (308 amino acids)
Biological process (GO): cell surface receptor signaling pathway; positive regulation of T cell proliferation; immune response
Cellular component (GO): external side of plasma membrane
Source: RefSeq, a predicted model, not a curated record